AUGAGUCCCAACAUUAAAUCUAAGCCACACCCAAACCCUAACCAUAAAUCUAAACCUAGUCCUAUACCCAACAGUAAUGCUAACCCAAACCAAACUCGAAGCCUAAACCUAGUCUUCACAUUUACCCUAACCCUAAUCCUAAAUGUAAUGCUAAUUCUGAGCAUAACACUACCACUAAACCUAAACCUAAAGCUAAUCAUAAACCUAAAUUUAACUUUAUAUGCAACACUAACCCCUACAACUGACCUUAACACUAUCCCCAAGCCUAAACAUCACCCUAACCAUAACGCUAAUUCCAAAGCUAAACCUAACCAUAAACUGCAACCUAAUCCUAAAAUUAAAUAUAACACUAACCCUAUCCCAAGCCCUGCCCCUAAACCUAACCCCAAUACUAACCAUUACCCUAAGCCAAACCUCAAACCUAACUGUAACCCUAACCCACACCCUAAGGCUAACCCUAAUCCUUGA
Messenger RNA from Octopus bimaculoides (California two-spot octopus), 468 nucleotides. Its product is annotated as circumsporozoite protein-like. The record is from RefSeq and is a predicted model, not a curated record. Lineage: Eukaryota; Metazoa; Mollusca; Cephalopoda; Octopoda; Octopodidae.